AUGGCCAAUUCAUUGUUGGCUGUUAUCAUCUCGUUCUCCUACCUCGUUGGCACAAUGGGGUUUCCGCGUGAGACAGCGAUUGAUGGACAAGGACAGCCGCUCAUCACGUCCGUCCAACCCCAAGCUCCCGCGGUCACUGAAGCUGCUGCGCUGCGCUGUUCUGAUGGGGCAACCAUUUUACAUACAACGGACUGUACCAUGGGAACCUCAACUUCUUACUGUUUUAAACCACAGCCUCCAAUCAAAUGCGAAGCAGGCUUUUUCCCCUCGGUUUGGCAUCCAGAUCACUGCAUGGAGCUGUCCACCUGUUUUCCAAUUGAUGCAGACUGGAUUAUAACCGAAUGCUCAAACGGCGCGUUUGCUUCAUCGACCAAAACACUUUACAAUGGCCACCUAGCUGGAGGAUACUCAACAGUGAUCAGAUCCAUUUCCUGCGCUUGUCCCUCAGAUCAAUGGUAUAGCAUGGCAGUUAUAGAUGGAGGGGUCGAAACAUUCUGCAUGCCAUACCAGUCUUGCCCACCUGGAAUGACGACUUCAAUUAGCACCAAUCAGUACUGUGCAACCGCUCCAGCGGGAGUUUGUGCUGAUAUUGCGACUGAGGUUUCUAAAUGUGAGUGUGCGGGUGCGCUCACUCCUAUUUAUCCAGAUGAACCUGGCGCGACUGCGAUAGGCUGCGAGUAG
This is a messenger RNA of Penicillium macrosclerotiorum, 681 nucleotides long. RefSeq lists its product as uncharacterized. Bases 1 to 681 code for a protein of 226 amino acids. The record is from RefSeq and is a predicted model, not a curated record. Lineage: Eukaryota; Fungi; Ascomycota; Eurotiomycetes; Eurotiales; Aspergillaceae. The transcript has 2 exons.